CUCGGAGGCGUGCGGCUUGGAGGGGGAGUAACGGCCGUUGGCGACCUGAGGGGCGGACUCGCAGCUCUCUGGUGGGUGCUUCGGUGGCUGCGUUCUGGGAGAGUGAGAGAUUUCGCCGCCCUCUCUCAGGCCCGAUUGUCUCAGGUAACAGAUGGCCAUGCAAGAGAAGUUCCCGAAUGACAGGUCCUCCCAUGCCGUUUCACCAGUUUCCAGUGUGAUUCAGAAAGGCAAUUCCCUGGGAACUGAAUGGCAGACACCAAUUAUAUCAGAGCCCUUUCGAAGCCGCUUCAGCCGCUGUUCAAGUAUAGCUGAUAGUGGGGACACAGCCAUUGGUACAUCAUGUUCAGACAUUGCAGAGGAUUUUUGCAGUUCAAGUGGCAGCCCUUCCUUCCAGCCUAUCAAAAGCCAUAUCACCAUCCCAACAGCUCAUGUGAUGCCAUCUACUUUGGGGGUCUCUCCUGCCAAGCCAAAUUCUACACCUGCUGGACCCUCUUCUUCUAAGCUUCCUUUGUCAGGAUUGGCUGAAAGUGUGGGGAUGACAAGAAAUGGAGACUUUGGUGCAGUGAAACGUUCUCCAGGCCUAUCAAGAGAUCUCAUGUAUCUCUCUGGUGCUACUGGAGAAAAUGGGAUUCAGCAGUCCUGGUUUCCAGCAGUGGGCCAUGAAAGAGAGAGCGAGAUGAGGAAAUUUGAUAUUCCUAGCAUGGAAUCUACUCUUAACCAGUCGGCCAUGGUAGAGACAUUGUAUUCAGAUCCCCACUUCCAAUGCCACUUCUCCAACCCAAGAUCUGAUACAAACAAGGAGUUAUACAAAGUAUUACCAGAGUCCAAGAAGGCACCAGGCAGUGGUGCAGUAUUUGAGCGGAAUGGGCCACAUACUAGCAACAGUGGGGUGGUCCCUUUGGGACUCCAGCCUGCUCCUGGGCUCUCCAAGCCACUAUCCUCUCAGGUGUGGCAACCAAGUCCUGAGCCUUGGCAUCCUGGAGAACAGUCUUGUGAACUCAGUACUUGUCGGCAACAGCUGGAAUUGAUUCGUUUACAGAUGGAACAAAUGCAGCUUCAGAAUGGAGCCAUCUGUCACCGCCCUGCUGCUUUUGCUCCUUUACUACCCACCUUAGAGCCAGCACAGUGGAUCAGCAUCUUGAACAGUAAUGAGCAUCUUCUGAAGGAAAAGGAGCUCCUCAUUGACAAGCAGAGGAAACAUAUCUCUCAACUGGAGCAGAAAGUACGAGAGAGUGAACUACAAGUCCACAGUGCCCUUUUGGGCUGCCCUGCCCCCUUUGGGGAUGUCUGCUUGUUGAGGCUACAGGAAUUGCAGCGAGAAAACACUUUCUUACGCACACAAUUUGUACAGAAGACCGAAGCCUUGAGCAAAGAAAAGAUGGAGCUUGAAAAGAAACUAUCUUCUUCAGAAGUUGAAAUGCAGCUCAUCAGGGAGUCUCUCAAAGUGACACUACAAAAGCACUCAGAAGAAGGGAAGAAACAGGAAGAAAGGGUCAAAGGUCGUGAUAAACAUAUCAAUAAUUUGAAAAAGAAAUGUCAGAAGGAAUCAGAGCAGAACCGGGAGAAGCAACAGCGUAUUGAGACCUUGGAGCGCUACCUAGCUGACCUGCCCACCCUGGAAGACCAUCAGAAACAGAGCCAGCAGCUUAAGGAUGCUGAGUCAAAAAGCACAGAACUGCAAGAGAGAGUGACUGAACUGGAGACUUUGCUGGAGGAGACCCAGGCAGCCUGCAGAGAGAAGGAGGUUCACCUGGAAAGCCUGAGACAGAGAGAAGCAGAAUUCUCUGCUAGACAUAGCCUGCAAGAUAAGCAGUCUGUGGAAGAAGCCAGUGGAGAAGGUCCCAGAGUGGAAAUGGAGGCCCGGCAGAAGGAAUAUGAUUCCCUCCGAAAGAUUGUAGAGAAGCAACAGCUGAAGAUGGAGCAGUUGCACUCACAAGUACAGAGCCUAAAGCAAGAAGUGACUCAAGAAGAAGGAAUAAGCCAGGCCUUGAGAGAGGAGGCCCAGCGGAGGGAGACAGCGCUGCAGCAGCUGCGUACAGCUGUGAAGGAGCUAUCAGUGCAAAACCAGGACCUGAUUGAGAAGAAUCUGACACUGCAGGAACAUCUGCGCCAGGCCCAACCAGGGUCCCCAUCUUCACCUGAUAUAGCCCAGCUGGCGUUUGAACUGCACCAGGAGUUGGCCAGUUGCCUUCAAGAUCUGCAGGCUGUCUGCAGCAUCGUGACCCAGAGGGCCCAGGGCCACGACCCCAAUCUCUCCCUGCUGCUAGGCAUUCACUCCACACAGCACCCAGGGACUCCGCUAGAUUUGCAGAAGCCAGAUGUGAUGAGGAGAAAACUGGAAGAAGUUCAACAGUUGCGUCAUGACAUUGAGGACUUAAGGACCAGCCUGUCAGACAGAUAUGCCCAGGACAUGGGAGACAACUGUGCUACACAGUGAGGAAUGCCAGAGAGAACCUAAGCUGCUGGGAGCCUAGCCAGAACCUUCCUGCCCUGACAAUUCUGCUGCUGCACCCAGAGGGGAGGAAUUGGGGAACGCCUGCAUCUGUGGCCAGGGCUUGUUGUGCGAAGUCUGCCUGCUUUGCUGCACACUGGCUUUGCCUUAUUGGGUUGUGUUUUUCCUGUUAUCUCAAUUCACUCUAAAAGGGUGAGUUACUAAUUAACCUUUUUUCAGAUUUUUAACUGAUAAGGUCCUCAGAAAUUGUUCCCAGCUAACUGACAUCAAAGGCAAACAGGCUGCAUAGCUCCCCUCUCCAUCUUCAGAAUGGAUCCACAUUCAUUCCUCCUCCAUAUUUUGAUCCACCUGGUGCUCAGAAGAGGGGCUUGGAAAGGCUGAGUAGGAGUAGCAGUCACCUUUUAAGAAGUCUCAGCCCCAGUAGAUCAGCCUUCCUGGGAACUGAGCUGGGCUUCCUGGAUUUUCUCAGGUUCCAGCCAGCUGCUGCUUCCUCAGAGCUGUUUUCACAGAAGCCUCAGGGUCAUCUCAUUAGCAAAAUUCUCACUAGGAAUCAGGGUUUAGGGGUUACCGAGUGCUCCUUAAUCUGCCUGUUGUGCCAUCUUUUACCAGAGACUUCUUAGCUGCCCUGUGUCCCUAGACCCCAGGCAUGUGAUCAGCAUGGUCUCUUUUGUUCUCAGGCCUUCCAGGUAGCCAGUUUUGGGGGCCUGAGUGCAGACUCCUUUGUGGUGCUGGGUUUGGGCAGAAGUUUCUCCCAGAAAACCACAGAGCAACUAUGAAACUGCUCCCCUUCUCCAGGGCUGGGACCUGUGGCUCGCCCUCUGGUUUUUGCCUCUCUUGUUGGGUUUGGGAAGCUUUUCUUUUCCUGCUCUGGACUCCUUGUGAGUUCAGAGUAUCUAGUAUGGGUCAGUUCUAAGGUAAAGUGUUCAGUGUUUCCUCCGGUCCCAUGUAUUUUUCUGGGGCCUUUGGAUUCUGCUUUCUGGUUUUUCUUGCUUCCUGGUUUGGGGAGCAUCUCACAGUUGUUAGUAUCUGGUUCUUGGGCCAGCCUUAGGUCUCCUAGUUCUGGAGCCAGGCCAGCAGAGGGGUAGGGGUGUGUGUGUGUGUCUGUCUGUCUGUCUGUCUGUCUGGAGCCAGGCCAGCAGAGGGGUAGGGGUAGGGGUGUGUGUGUGUGUGUGUGUGUGUGUGUGUCCAGCAGAGGGGUAGGGGUGGGUGUGUGUCUGUAGAGCAAAGCAGUUGAUGGCUGCAGAGGCAGCCAUAACCAGACUUGCUAAGCUCUGGGCUGCUAGAAGGAUCUUGGACCUCACUCCAGGGCCUGUGUAGACCUUCUUGAAAGUGUUUUCACGGGUUUAUGUUUUAUUUAUGGAGUGACUUAGCCCUUCCCUUCAGAGCAGCCUCACCCACCUGGCCACCCUUGGCCUCUGGGCUCCUGCCUCCUAAAGACAGAGCUGUCUGGUUGGUCCCCACCCUAUAUGGGAGCCCAGCCAUUAUGCUCACGGGUAUUUUUUCUUCAUAACGUUUAUAAGCAGUUAUUUAUAUAAAUCUUUGUUAUGUCAAUUGGUUUGUAUUGCCUAUUUUGAUUAUAGAA
Messenger RNA from Nannospalax galili (Upper Galilee mountains blind mole rat), 4034 nucleotides. It is a transcript of the gene Cep85, whose product is annotated as centrosomal protein 85. The record is from RefSeq and is a predicted model, not a curated record. Lineage: Eukaryota; Metazoa; Chordata; Mammalia; Rodentia; Spalacidae. Gene Ontology annotation, cellular component: centrosome. The transcript has 14 exons. Bases 152 to 2437 code for a protein of 761 amino acids.